AUGGGAGCUAAACAUUUGAAAGAACAAAAAGGAAUUGGUUCUUACUUCAUGCCAAGAACAGGACCUGGUAACCAACCUACUAUCAAAAGUGUUCUUCAAAGCAAAGAAGCUAUAGAGAAAUGUGACCUCACUAUAUCCAAGUGGAUGAUUGAUUCGUGUAUUCCUUUUAAUGCUGUAAAUUCUGUGUAUUAUCAACAAAGUAUAGAUGUCAUAGCUAGUAUGAGCCCUGGCUAUAAAGGAUCGAACUUUCAUAGUCUUCGUGGUUAUUUAUUGGCUAAAAAUGUUGAGGAGGUUCAGAAGUAUGUUGAAAGCUAUCGUUCAACGUGGAAAAUGACUGGUUGCACAAUUAUGGCUGAUGGUUGGACAGAUCAAUGUAAAAGAACUCUUAUUAACUUUUUAGUUUAUUGUCCAAAAGGAUCAGUAUUCUUAAAAUCAGUAGAUGCUUCAGAUGAAUCAAAAAGUGCUGACAUGUUAUACAAGUUAUUUCGAGAUGUUGUGUUAUUUGUAGGUUCAGAAUAUGUGGUCCAUAUGGUGACGGACAAUGCUGCAAACUAUGUUGCCGCUGGUAGGUUAUUGGAGCGAGAGUUUCAAACAUUAUUUUGGUCUCCAUGUGCAGCUCAUUGCAUUAAUCUAAUGUUUCAUGAUAUUGGUAAGCUUGAUGAAGUUAGUAAUGUCGUAUCUCAAGCAUCAAAAAUAACAAAAUACAUAUACAACCAUUGCUACCCAUUGCAUUUGAUGAGGAAGUUUACUGGAAGAAAGGAAAUACUCCGACCCGCUCCUACUCGUUUUGCUACUAACUUUAUUGCUCUACAAAGCAUAUUGGCUCAAAAGGAUCCAUUAAGAGCAAUGGUGACAUCUAGAGAAUGGGCUUUAUCAGCAUAUGCAAAGGAAAGUAAAGGAAAACGAUUUGUUGAUGAAGUACUUGAUUCUAUGUUUUGGAAAUAG
Molecule: messenger RNA, 945 nt
Organism: Olea europaea var. sylvestris
Lineage: Eukaryota; Viridiplantae; Streptophyta; Magnoliopsida; Lamiales; Oleaceae
Exons: 1
Coding region: 1-945 (314 amino acids)
Source: RefSeq, a predicted model, not a curated record